Cheilinus undulatus (humphead wrasse) is the source of this 3408-nucleotide messenger RNA. RefSeq names its product integrin, beta 2 (gene itgb2). NCBI's taxonomy places the organism in Eukaryota, Metazoa, Chordata, Actinopteri, Labriformes, Labridae. Gene Ontology annotation, biological process: cell-matrix adhesion; cell adhesion mediated by integrin; cell migration. The transcript has 14 exons. The record is from RefSeq and is a predicted model, not a curated record. Gene Ontology annotation, molecular function: integrin binding; amyloid-beta binding. The coding region runs from base 863 to 3055 and encodes 730 amino acids. Gene Ontology annotation, cellular component: focal adhesion; membrane; cell surface.
UUGUUAUGAAAUUAUAAACUUAGUUAUAGAUAAACAUUUCUUCACACACAAAAAAAUGAACCUCUUUAUGAAUGGAGUGAUUGUGAAUACAGUGAUUGACAGUCAUUCACUGUGCAUGAAACAGAGAAACAAAACAGCACUGACCUCCUGGCUCUGCGUAAAAAGUGCCGUCACACACGGAGCAGAGGAGAGAGAGAGGGAGAAACCUUCUUUUAUCUUUCGCUUCAUUAUAUAAAUCAAUAUUUAAUGAAUCAAACUAUCAUUAAAUUGUGUAAUCAGGGCUAAAUUAAUGACAUUUAGGCACAUAUACAUACCAAUAGCAGGGAUCAGCUCAGACACAGAGCACACAGAGGAUGAGAGCUUCCAGACUGCAGCUCCGCCUCACCGCUGCACAAAAAAAGCACAGCAGUCAGCCAGAAGCCAAGUAACAAGCAAGCAGAAAAGGCGGACAGCGCCAACUUACCAUACAGAUGCACCACUGACCCGACGAGCCACCAGCAGAGCAAUCCGUCCCCUGUGUUGCCAGCUACAAGCCAGCCACACAGCAGCCGUCAGCUGUGCUGUGGCUGUAACAUGGAGAAACCGUGUCACCAAACGCACGUAUUACGCACAGAGGAGACCAUAGAUAGCGCGCAUUACCUGUAGGUAAAGAUGUGCGCUGUUGUGUCUGCCACGCCACACAAGGAUCCUGCCACGCCAAAUAAAAGGCUCCACCACGCUGUGGCCACCUCAGGAGAUAAGCGGGAGGAGAUAAGGCAUGCGAGGUGUGGCACACCUGUAUUAGUAAACACGCAGGUGCCGCCCUGCGAUCAGAGUGCUGGCAGAGAGAUAGAGUGCCUCCUGCCACAUCUCACGUACCCCUAUGGAUUUUACCAAAACUGGUGAGCAGGAAGCUGUUCGCUGUGACACAAGGGCUGAACUCUUAAAGAAAGGCUGCAGGAGAGAAGAAAUCAUCUCCCCUGAAAAUCAUGCAAUUGUGGAACGGGAUGAUUCUCUAUCUGGCUCGUUAACCCAGCAGGAACCGAUCCAGCUGAGACCACAGAGCAUGAGCCUCAGUCUGAGGCCAGGGCUCCCACAGACCUUCAGAGUUUACUUUAAACGUGUUCAGGGUUACCCUGUGGAUCUUUACUACCUGAUGGAUUUGUCUUUCUCCAUGAAGGAUGAUCUGGAAAAUGUGAAAAAAUUAGGAAAAGACCUUUUCAAAGCUCUGAAGAGAAUCACUCGAUCUGGUCAAAUUGGGUUUGGAGCGUUCGUGGAUAAAACCGUCCUCCCAUACACCAACACCAACGAGCAAAAGCUGAAGACACCAUGUGACGAGGACGCCCAGGAUUGUCAGGCUGCAUUUGGGUAUAGACAUGUACUCAGCCUGACGCCAGAUGAGAAAGAUUUCGCGAGGGAGGUGAACAAGCAGCGGAUCUCUGGAAACUUGGACAUACCCGAAGGAAGUCUGGACGCCAUGAUGCAGGCUGCCGUGUGUGGGGAUAAAAUUGGCUGGAGGAAUAGCAGCACACGGCUCAUCGUCCUGACCACCGACGCCGGUUUCCACAUGGCUGGAGAUGGAAAACUGGCCGGGAUUCUGGAGCCGAACGAUGAGCAGUGUCACAUGUUCAACAGCAUUUACAGGGAGAGCAGUCAUAUGGAUUAUCCAUCUGUGGGACAGUUAGCAAUGCAGCUAACAAAAAAUAACAUUCAGCCCAUUUUUGCAGUAACAAAAGAAGUGGAGCUCGUCUACAAGCAACUGUCUCAACUGAUUCCUAAAUCAGAGGUCGGCGUUUUGUCAGCUGAUUCUGAUAACGUGGUUCAGCUGAUCGAAGCAGCGUAUAAUAGGUUGUCAUCCAAAGUGACUCUAACUCACGAAAACCUGCCUGAAGAUGUCAGAGUUGAAUACAGACCGAUAUGUUCCAACCCUGGGCCAGCAGGGGGCAGCCAAGGCAUCUGUGACAGUGUGCCCGAGGGGCAGGAAAUCUCCUUCGAUGUGACCGUUACGGCAGACUCGUGCAUGAAUGAGAAGUCGUUCACUAUCAGACCUCUGGGAAUCAAAGACACUCUGACCGUCACUUUAAAGACUGAGUGUGAGUGUCGCUGUGAAGAGCCGCUUAUAAUCAACAACACCCACUGUUCAGGUAACGGACAAGUCACCUGUGGGAUCUGCAGCUGUAGGGAAGGCUUCGUCGGUCAGUUCUGCAACUGUUCUGUUGGAGACAAGGACGAGGCAGCGCUGAGAGUUUUGUGCAGGAAGGAGAAUGGCACUGAGUGUGGGGGCAGAGGAGACUGUGAGUGUGGCCGCUGUCAGUGUCACGCCACGGAUAGCGGAAGCACUUUCUACGGAAAAUACUGCGAGUGUGACAACGAACACUGCGAGAAGUACCAGAACAAACUGUGUGGAGGAAAUGGGAAAUGUAUCUGUGGGAAGUGUGAGUGCAACCCGGGCUAUGAGGGCUCGGCCUGUCAGUGUGAGAAAAAAGAUGACAAAUGUCAAACGGACGACAAAGGAACGGUGUGCUUCGGCAGAGGACGGUGUAAGUGUAACCGCUGUGAGUGCAACGAGGGCUAUCAGCUCCCAAAAUGUCAGACCUGCCUCGGCUGUCCCGACCCCUGCCAGACCAAACUGAACUGCAUCGAGUGCCAGGGCUUUGGGUUGGGGGCGUUUAAAAAUAACUGCAGCGUUGAGUGCACAAAUGUUACAGUAAAGCUGGUUGAUCAGUUCAGCUUCCCCACCAAACAGUGCCAGCAGAAAGACUCUGAAGGCUGUUGGAUCAAAUUCAAGCUGGAGCAGCUAAUCGGACCAGACCACUACGAAGCCGAGAUUCUGAAGGAGAGAGACUGUCCAAAACCUCCAAAUGUCUUCGCUAUCAUUGGAGGAUCGCUGGCAUUGGUGGCGCUGAUCGGCAUUUUGAUCCUAAUGCUGGUCAAGACACUCAUCUACUUCAAGGACCUGAAAGAGUUCAAGAAAUUUGAGAAUGAGAAGAAGAAAUCAAAGUGGGCAGAGGCUGACAAUCCCCUAUUCCAAAAUGCCACCACCACUGUGGCCAACCCUACCUUUACUGGAGAAUAACCACCAGCCUUAAUGGAGAGUAACUACUAACCAACCUUUACAGGAGAAUAACAACCUUUGGACUUAACUUUUACAGGAAAUUGACGUUCAUACAUUUUCCUUUAUAUUAGCUUACAUUGUAGGAAUAUAAAUUGCAGAAACGUGUAAAUUGCUGCAUGCAUGGUUACUCUUCCUGUCUUUUUUUUGCUUAUAUAUUCUUGUAUUACAUGUUGACUUACAUUUUUAAAAUCAUGCUUAUUUAUACUCAUUACAGUUCAUAUAGUACAUUUAUAUAAGGGGUUUGUAUUCAGUCCAUCUCUGUGACGGUAAGGGUCACAUACCCAACACAUUAAACUUUGUUUAUAUUUCUUCCA